UCAAACUACACAACUUAACACAAGGCUACCGGCUGCAGCUGAGCAGAUUGACUGGCCAGGAGAUGCCUGCCAUACCCACAGAAACAGGGCUGCCUAUCCCCGGCAAUACUCCACAUGCCAUCUCCGUCACUCUCCCAACAUGGGCAGCCAACGUCGGCUACGAAGAAGGCGCAGAUUGGGUCGUCAGCAAGAUGCAGUGUGGCUAUCCACGCUUCUUUAUCGCUAAAAACAUCGCAAAACUCGCUGAACGGUGCGUGACGCGCUUCGGUAAACCUGGUGAAGCAGCCAUGUUGUUCCCGAGCAUGGCAUGUGCCGAGCGAUGCCGCCUGUUCAUACUCGACAAGUGCAGUGAGGCAAAAGUGCGUGUGGCAGAAUUGCAUGAUCUAUCACCUGCACUGCGUCAUGCUGGUGGAAGUUCAUUGUGUGUGGUGCUUUAUGAGGCCUCUCUCUUCCCCUUGGCCAAGCAGUACUGGCAGCACACAGGUGAGGGCAUCUCUUCAAGGCAAGCGGACUAUUAUCUGCGUCAAGUAGAUCAAGCACAACCAAAAGAUACUGUUGAAUUCAAAAAAGGCGGAAGCAACAGACACUACAGCCGUCAGCCGUCCACAGACAAAUCCAUUACGCGGCAUAGCAGCUCAGCAGCCGCUGGAGAUGCGGAAACGCUCAACCGCGACCAAUUGACCUAUCUUGAAGAACGCUACGGCCGUAAUCUCAAUUUGCAAAGUGUGGAGCAAGCAAAACUUGCUGUGCGACGGCGGAUUGCUGGUUCGUUAACCUUGACUGAUUCGCCCGAAGUGGCACUGGAAGCUAAAGAAGAAUCGCCUGCUCACCAGCGCGUCGGUGUCGACGACGUUUACCUUUUCCCAACAGGCAUGACAUCCAUCUUCCAUGCUCAUCAGCUUGCUCUCAGCGCUUUACCGGACGGCUCUCAACGCAAGUCUGCUUGUUUCGGGUUUCCAUAUACCGACACCCUCAAGAUUCUCGAAAAAUGGGGACCUGGUGCACACUUCUUCGGUCGCGGCGAUGCGCAAGAUCUGGUCAAGCUCGAGGCUAUGCUUGCAGGAGGCGAGCGACUAUUGGCUCUUUUCUGUGAGUGUCCCUCGAACCCAUUGUUGCGUACACCGCCACUCAAGAAGCUCCGAGAAUUGGCAGACCAGUAUGGCUUUUUGAUUGUCAUUGACGAGACAAUUGGCAAUUUCAUCAAUGUUCGCGUUUGUCAGUAUGCAGACAUCAUUGUCUCUUCCCUGACAAAGGUCUUCUCUGGAGACUCCAAUGUCAUGGGUGGUUCAUUCAUCCUCAGUGCCAAAGCACUAUUCUACAAACAACUCAAAGAUCAACUCACCAAGACGUACGAAGACAACUUGUGGGUCGAGGAUGCCGUCACGCUCGAGCGCAAUAGUCGUGAUUUCAUCAGUCGUAUUGAACGCAUCAACCAGAAUGCAGAAGCUUUAUGUGAGCUCGUGCUGAAACAAGACAUCAAAGCGCUGCACUACCCAAAGUAUGGCGAAACAAGCGCCAACUAUGAAGCUAUCAAAGCGCCUGACGGCGGCUAUGGUGGCCUCUUGAGUAUUACUUUUGACUCUGUCGAAGAAGCUGCUGUGUUUUACGAUGCUCUGCAUACCUGCAAAGGUCCAUCACUUGGCACAAACUUUACACUGUCAUCGCCGUACACGCUAUUGGCACAUUUCACGGAAUUACCGUGGGCCGAGACGUGGGGUGUGGAUCAGGCACUUGUGCGUGUCUCUGUUGGGCUUGAACCGACGGGUACGUUGCUAGAGACAUUUGAGACUGCAUUCAAAGCACUCACUGCGUUCAAACAGAGCUCAGUGGCGUAACGUGACGCUUUGGGCGAGCCUGUGCGUACAACCAUCUGAACAACCCUAUAUCCUGUCCUUCCUUCCUCCACUGUCCUCGCUAUGCAUCCUUCAUUCUUCACAGCUACAUUGCUCGUCAUCUCUUCAGUGUGGGCUCAAAACACAUCACUGUCCUCUUGUCUGACCAGCAAAUGCCCAGCAUCAGCACCAUGCUGCACACCUUACGGACAAUGCGGGACAGGGUCGUACUGCCUAGGUGGCUGUGAUCCACGACUUUCCUUCAGUAUUGCUUCAUGCAUGCCUAUGCCGAUUUGCAAAUCGCAGUCGUAUUCGUUCUCCUCGCUUGCUCGGGUCGAUAAUGGAUCUGGGUACUUGGGAGACGCAGGAGCCACGGAUUUCACGUCCUCUGGGCCCAUUCAAA
Molecule: messenger RNA, 2235 nt
Organism: Protomyces lactucae-debilis
Lineage: Eukaryota; Fungi; Ascomycota; Taphrinomycetes; Taphrinales; Protomycetaceae
Product: cystathionine gamma-synthase
Exons: 1
Coding region: 63-1835 (590 amino acids)
Biological process (GO): transsulfuration
Molecular function (GO): pyridoxal phosphate binding; cystathionine gamma-synthase activity
Source: RefSeq, a predicted model, not a curated record